This is a messenger RNA of Neoarius graeffei (lesser salmon catfish), 5512 nucleotides long. It is a transcript of the gene terf2ip, whose product is annotated as telomeric repeat binding factor 2, interacting protein. Gene Ontology annotation, biological process: regulation of DNA-templated transcription; telomere maintenance via telomere lengthening. The record is from RefSeq and is a predicted model, not a curated record. The transcript has 5 exons. Lineage: Eukaryota; Metazoa; Chordata; Actinopteri; Siluriformes; Ariidae. The coding region runs from base 3715 to 5355 and encodes 546 amino acids. Gene Ontology annotation, molecular function: telomeric repeat DNA binding. Gene Ontology annotation, cellular component: shelterin complex.
GGUCACAACUGGACGUACGAUUUUUUUUGGCCGCGUGAUUUUUGGCGUUUCCAAAAUCGCUGCGUUUUUUUUUUUUUGUUCGUGGAGAACGUAGUUGUGGUGACCAUGAAGGGGUAAGAUCACCGCGCACCCAACGUACAACCUGGAAGUCGAACGUGCGUACCACGCACGAAAUCUGAGGCUGCUCGGACCUCCGGCUGUCGCUUCAUUCGUACAGCCAACGCACGUAGUUGUAAGACCAAUGUCCUUCAAACGUGCACUAAUCGUACUGACCGUGCGUUCCAUGCAGGCUUCGUAUGAAGGUUGCAAGAACUGCGCACGAUCUGUACGUUGUGCGUACCAACGACGUUGGAUUUUUACUAAGAAAAUGCCAAAACAGCACCAUAAUUAGUAUUUAGUAGGUCAAUACUCACCAGUUGCGUGUAGUUCAGUAGCAGUGCCCUGUGUCAGUUUCCGUUUGUGGAUGGCGUUGCUGUACAGGUCCAAAGUCUUGUCGUAGAAACAAGGGUUGGCACGGAAAAAAUCUACCAAACUCUCCUCGUCUGCUACGCCGAAAGAGUACGACAAACUCCUGGCCUGCUGGCCACUGUCGUGGUCUUCAUCCUCCUCCUCACUGCUCCUUGUCCUCUCUCUCUCCUCCCUCUCUGUCACCCCCUCUCUCUCCUCCGUCUCCGACACCCUUUUCUAUCCUCCUCUUCCCUUUUGCCUUCGGCGUAUUGAAGCAAUGAAAUGAAAUUGGAUUUUCUCUCAAUUAAAGCCUACGUGUACAAAUGGCCGUAGGCACCCCUGCAGCUUUAUAUACCCGAGUUUUCGUGCGAUUGACGCCCUCUCGCCGUACGGCCAAUGCACGGCCGACGUACUCGACAUGCAUGGAUGACGUACGAAAUAUCUGAACGUGCGUUGGCCGCACUAAUCACAUAUGUGGGGCGCACGGCACACAUACGGAGUCCACAAGUGCGACGUACGAAAAAAAUUGACAUUUUGCCCAAACCUGACACCAGCAAAUCGUACGAAAGACGCACGUCGGCCGUACGGAAGACACACGCGGCCGUAAGUUUGUCUUGCAACCUGAAAAAAACGUAAGCGCCCGUAGAGUUUGUUUGACAUGACAAAGAACCUCUGCGGCCAGUCUACGGCUUGAAAAUGAGCACGUCACACGCGCGCCCUCCGUGUGUUUCUUGCGUUUUUUGCACGUAGACCGGGCGUAGGAGCACGUACGGCCGGUUGUGACCGAGGCUUUAAGCAUACUUCAAGUUCAGCUACACCCACGGAGCCAGGCACGAGCAACCCGCUGGCGACGGGUACUGCUGCGAUCACCACCACAGGCUCAGCUUCAACGACUUCGUCCGUGAAGCCCGUCGUGCCGGUAUCAGACAGGGUAUCUCACCAGCAGGUAUAAGUCAAAACUUUUUGUUUGAAACAUUUCAUUUAUGGGUAUAUUGUUAGAAAACCUAAAAGGUUGCACUGAACGUGCUGAAAAAGUCAAACAAGGUGGGAUAUGAUAUUUAAGAAAGAACACUUGUCAUGAUACACAAGUUUCAGUUGAUGGCAUGUUGAAUUAGGAUAUUAACUUCUAGAAAAAUACAUGUAUUUCAUUGCUAAAAUGAAUGGUUGUUGGGUGCCCCACCGGGGCGUUGCCCCUGGCCCCCCGACCCCCCCCGCUACUUUUCAGAUUUUUUUCUCAACAUGCACUCUCAUUCCUGAUUAAAGUUCCAGCUUUCUCUCUGACUGUUACAAAGGAAACUAAUUCCAAAAACGCUUAAAAAAAAUCUCCUCACGGAAAAUAUUUUGGAAAAUAUUACCAUAUUGAUGAUUACUACACUUUUUAAAAAAAAAAAUAUGGUGUACGAUAGUAACUGCAAAAACAAUCCAUAUUAAGGCCCACUUUACACGGGGACGGUCUGAAACAAAAACGCAAAAGUCCGUUUUCGUUCUCACUUUUUUCCGCGUCUACACGACCGUUUUCAAGGAGGAAACCUGCGUCUAUACGGCGACGCAUAAAUGUGUGGAAUUCAAUUGGAUGUGCAUGCCAGGCGGCUAGGUGGUGCUGUGAAAGACCUCCGCUAUGUCUGCACGCAUGCGCAACGUCUUCCGUCUUGUCUGAUCUGCACAUCUGCGCCGCGAAAACUUUGACUGCUAUGGUAAGUAAGAAAGUAAGUAAAAAAGUAAGCGCAUACUAUACCCGCCUCUGUUCAUUAACGGUAUAUGUGCAGAUUCGGUAUAGAUGUUCGAAGGACUCCUGGACGUUUAUUAAAGCUGCCAGAGCAGCUUGAAGGUCCGUUGGAUCGAUGUAAUCAGACAUGCUCUUACUUUUUUACUUACUUUCUUACUUCCCGGGCUGGCAUGUACAGUAUAUGACAUGUGUAUGACGUAAACGCGUACCCGACGUGAGCAAUCCGAGCAGAGUUUGGCGUAUUGGGUAGUUUAGACGGAUAUGCAACGGGGGCUGUUUUUAACUUAUCCACUCUGGAAGGCAUUUUCAAUUUUUUCCGUUUUUCAGCCUCGGAAACGCCGUCCCCGUGUAGACGAAAGGCACUUCCGAUAAAAUAUUUAGUCGUUUUUACCCGACAGUGUCCUCGUGUAAAUGGGCCCUAAUAUCAGCCUGUAAUUUGGAUUAGAGCAGGACCCUGUCAGAGCUGCUAUUCUCGAAAACUAAUCAACACCUUCAGACCAGUCAGAUUCAAGAAUUCUUCAGUAUACUGUUACGUUAUUUAAAAGUCGUAAUUUACAUCAGUGUUGUCCUGUUUACAAGAGUUUGUCAUAUCUGAAUUAUAAUUACAAAUUUCUGACUUCAUGUUUUUUUUUUUCUCAAAGCUUAAACUCAAAAGCGUUUUACAUCACAUUAUAAAACGGAUAUAAACAAAAAAUUAACUUUCGAGCAUACGCGCCUGUGAGCUUUUCCCAAUCAUUUUUCUAGUAAUGACCGUCAAAUCAAGAGUUAGCGGCUUGUAGAAUUUAGCUUUCUCGUUUCAAACAAAUUAUAACAAUUAGUGAUGCCAAAAAAUAUGCUUUCGCAACCCGUUAUGGCAUUGUGUGAGUUGCUAAAGAAAUGGCUAAAGCUAAGGUCACACAUAGUUGGUUGAUCCAAGAGAACCAUGGCUGGGGCUACCGUGGCCAUUCCGGCAGAUUUCGGAGGUGAUCUGUCGCAUAAAUGUGGGCGGAGUAAAUAUGCAAAUGAAGCCAUGGUAGCCGUGACGGUAGAGAAGGAAGCACCGCUGGUAACGACGGCUGGGCAGCAGUAGCCUCCGUGGUUGAGACUGGUUGGGUGACUAUGAACCCUUUUCACGUGACGUCACGACAAACGCGGCCGCCAUUUUGGACGUGUACUACCAGUAGUUUACCACAGCCAGCAUUGAGGAACGGCAGCAAAGAAAGUGUUUAUUUUCAGCAAGACUUCCAUCAUGCCACUAUAUUGUUGUGCACCUGGAUGUAGUAACCAUCAACAAACAAGGCAAGGGUUAUCAUUUUAUCGGAUCCCUGUAGAUGGAUGGCGGACAUAAACAGGAAAGAUUGGCAGCCCUCGGCAUACCAGCGCUUGUGCAGUGACCACUUUGUUGGAGACAGGGCCAAAAGGAGGGCCCGUCAUUUUAUAGAUUCCCCGCAGACGAGGAGAGACGCGCAAAAUGGGUGUCCACUGUGCGAAGAGAAAACUGGUACCCCAGUUCUACCAGCCGAAUUUGUAGUGAACACUUCAUAUCAGGUCCGACGUGAACGAUGUCACUUAAUAAAAAGGAAUCUUCCGCCACAUCACCAGUCUUAUUCCUGAACGUUAAAGGUGAACCCAUGCGCUUCUUUAUCAGACCUGGUCCCACCAAAGUGCAGCUUCAGCCUUUAAUAUCGAACGGUGGAGGCGUCCUCUGCCGAACCCAGGAGCCGAACGCCAUUUUAUUAGCGGAUCCCGGUGACAUCACGGCCGCUGUCGAAGAUGCCAGCCAUUUUUACAUCUCCACUCAGUACAUUCACGACUGUGUGGCUCAGAACCAGCAGUUAGACAUCGAAAACUACAGGUUCAGCAAUUUCCAGGCCGUCCAGACAAGGUCCACGUCACGGAAACGCCAAGAUACGGGACGCAUGAGUUACUCUCUUGAAGACGACACGGCCAUCUUGAAUUUCAUCGCCAAACAUCAGAAAGAAGCAAAAGGCAACCGGAUCUGGCAGCAGAUGGAGCGUCAGUGCAUCACCAGUCACAGCUGGCAGUCCAUGAGGGACCGCUUUCUAAAGCACCUGCAGCAUAAACUGGAACAGAAAUCCCCUGUGAACAAAAAGAAAGUUAUCCCGCUGAAAGAAAGCUCCUCUUCUGAGGAUAAUACGUCUCAACCUACGCCAAAGAAAACACCCAGAAAGAAAGCGGAGAUGGUUUUGAGUUCGCCUUCCGAUUUGGACGCCACACAGAUCGGCCACGAGCAUGAGGACGGGACAAGAGAACAACCAGAGCGCCAGGUUUCACCUGAAGAAAUCGGCAGUCCUCAAGAUCCGGCCUCAGAUAAGAGGCAGACGGGCGAAGCGAGGAAAGAGACUGAUGGUGACGAGUCAGCGCCGGAGAAAGAGCAACAGCAGCCUGAAGUUUCACCCAAAAGAGCCAGAAUGGGAAUGGACAUGGACUCACCAGCGGAGGACACGGCAUCUGGACCAAACGAUCAGGCAUCGACUUCCAGCGAGAAGCAAAACACUAGCAAGCCCUCGGCACCCUCUGGGAGGAAGCUCGGGAUACUCGAGAGAGCUGCCAGAGAAUUUGAAGCCUCUCAAGCGACUGAUAUAAGUCAAGACGACCAGCCUCUGAGUCAGGAAUCAUUCCUUACUGCCUCAGAUAAUGAUGAGUCUCAGAUCAGGGCGGCACGUGAAAGAGCUGUAAAGGAACAGGAAGUGAAUCCUGAGCAUCCUAAUGACGCAGAAGAGCCUGAACUAACUGCCCAAAGCCACAGGAGCACCCCAGGGCUAGAGGACGAUGACCCGGGUCCCAGCAGUGCCGCUCUACAAAUAAUGUCCAACGCUCACAUGUUCCUCUUUCAGCAUGAGUCCCAGGAGGAGGAGCUCAGCCAGCCGUCAGAGGAAGAUCCGCUCUCCCAGAGCCUGUUAGAGACAAAACAACAUGUAGUUAGGUUGAUGCAGGAAUCGAAGAAAGAAUUGGUUGAGGUCAUGAAAGCGCUGUUAAAGGCCAGCGGCGAUGUCACUCUGGCGCUGUCGUAUUUGCUUGAAGGAUAUGACCUGGAAGUCCACGGGCCCAUCUGGACUCGGCACGACGACGAAAUGCUUCUUUCAGCCGAUUCUGUCGAGUGUGAGAAGCUUCAUGAGAAAUACGGAGCCGAGAGCGUGUCCAAGAGAGCAGCGUUUCUGAAAGCAGAAAAUGGCAUAUGAAACUUUUAUAGCGUUAAAAAAAAUGCUGUGUCAUGGCAGUAAUCCUCCACAGCCUAAAACAUGAGCUACUCUUUUUUUUGUUUUAUUUUAAACUAUUGUCAUUUACUAUAAACCACAUUUUCUCCUAUAUGAUUUAAUAUUGUCAUUCGAAUCUGUU